This is a messenger RNA of Gracilinanus agilis (Agile Gracile Mouse Opossum), 464 nucleotides long. It is a transcript of the gene TOMM7, whose product is annotated as translocase of outer mitochondrial membrane 7. NCBI's taxonomy places the organism in Eukaryota, Metazoa, Chordata, Mammalia, Didelphimorphia, Didelphidae. The record is from RefSeq and is a predicted model, not a curated record. The coding region runs from base 80 to 247 and encodes 55 amino acids. Gene Ontology annotation, biological process: protein import into mitochondrial matrix. The transcript is spliced from 3 exons. Gene Ontology annotation, cellular component: mitochondrial outer membrane translocase complex.
GUGGGCACUUUCCGGCGGAGGGGGGGAGAGGAGGCCGCAGGAAGCCGAGCUCGCUGGGGGCGCCGCUAUCGUCGUCACCAUGGCGAAGAUGAGCAAGGAGUCCAAGCAGCGGCUGCAGCAGCUCUUCCGGGGCGGCCAGUUUGCCAUCCGCUGGGGUUUCAUCCCCCUCGUGCUCUACCUAGGGUUCAAGAGAGGCGCCGACCCAGGAAUGCCGGAGCCCACGGUCCUGAGCCUGCUUUGGGGAUGAGAGACUGAACAUCAGGAUUGGAAGCGAUCAGUGGACUAGAGAAAGCCUGCCGAGUGCACUUUGGCCAGAAUGACGAAGUAGAUGCUGCCCGCCUGCCCUCCCGCCCUCCCGAAGCUCUCCGGCAGGGGUCGCCCUGCACAGGCCCGUCAGGGGCAAAAUAGUUCUUUUCUUUAAUUCUGGGUGUCAGAAUGUAUUGAAAUAAAUAUCUCCCAACAUG